AUGAGUGCCUGGGAAAAUAAUAAAGAAAUCCAAAUUUUCCGUGAAUAUCUGCGUAUUCCAAGUGUCCAGCCGGAUAUUGAUUAUGAACCCUGUAUUGAAUUCCUACGCAAGCAAGCUAAAGAUUUGGGUCUUCCCAUUAAUGUCUAUUAUCCAGGGGGUAAAACUAAACCCGUCGCCGUCAUAACAUGGCAAGGUACACAACCCGAGCUGCCAUCGAUCGUGUUGAAUUCCCAUAUGGAUGUUGUUCCCGUAUUCGAAGAUAAAUGGGUACAUGCACCAUUCGGUGCCGAAAUGGAUGAGGAGGGUAGAAUUUUUGCACGCGGUUCACAAGAUAUGAAAUGUGUUGGUAUGCAACAUUUGGCUGCCAUUCGCGCCCUGAAGAGCAAGGGUGUCCAGCUGAAGCGUACCAUUCAUGUUACCUAUGUGCCGGAUGAAGAAAUCGGUGGCACCUUGGGCAUGGCAGCUUUCGUGAAAACCGAUGAUUUUAAGAAACUCAAUGUUGGCUUCUCUUUGGAUGAGGGUAUUGCCUCGACCGAUGAUGUCUAUAAUGUGUAUUAUGCUGAGAAAUAUAUUUGGCAGGUCCAUUUCAAAAUUACCGGCCAGGCUGGCCACGGUUCGUUGUUGCUGAAAAAUACCGUUGGUGAAAAACUCCAUUAUAUUUUAAAUAAAAUGAUGGCCUUCAGAGAACAUGAGGCAAAACGUUUAGAGUCGGAUCCUAAUUUGUCUAUUGGUGAUGUGACCAUGGUGAAUUUGACCACAAUUAAUGGUGGCGUGCAAAGCAAUGUGGUACCUGCCUCAUUGGAUGUUGGUUUUGAUAUACGCAUUGCCAUUGAUGUUGAUCCCAAGGAAUUUGAAAAUCAGCUCCUCAGAUGGUGUGAAGAAGCUGGUGGCGGCAUUGAAUUGGCAUUCGAUUUGAAACAACCCAAAAUUGAGGCGACUAAAAUCGAUGAUUCGAAUAUCUAUUGGGUUGCCUUUGAAAAGUGUUUGACCAAGGAUAUGGGCUUGAAAAUCCGAAAAUUGAUACUCCCCGGUGGUACUGAUAGCCGUUUUAUUCGCCAAUUGGGUAUACCCGCUCUCGGGUUUUCACCCAUGAUCGAAACACCCCUCUUGUUGCACGAUCACGAUGAAUACUUGAAAGCAGAUACCUAUUUGAGAGGCUGUGAAAUCUAUGUAAAUCUUAUUACAUCUCUGGCCAAUGCUUAA
Molecule: messenger RNA, 1203 nt
Organism: Musca vetustissima
Lineage: Eukaryota; Metazoa; Arthropoda; Insecta; Diptera; Muscidae
Product: aminoacylase-1-like
Exons: 6
Coding region: 1-1203 (400 amino acids)
Biological process (GO): amino acid metabolic process
Cellular component (GO): cytoplasm
Molecular function (GO): aminoacylase activity
Source: RefSeq, a predicted model, not a curated record